Messenger RNA from Merops nubicus (carmine bee-eater), 1179 nucleotides. RefSeq names its product erythrocyte membrane protein band 4.1-like 3 (gene EPB41L3). Gene Ontology annotation, cellular component: plasma membrane; cytoskeleton. Gene Ontology annotation, molecular function: cytoskeletal protein binding. Lineage: Eukaryota; Metazoa; Chordata; Aves; Coraciiformes; Meropidae. The record is from RefSeq and is a predicted model, not a curated record. The transcript is spliced from 9 exons. The annotation marks the transcript as partial.
AAACGUUCCAGGGGUCAAGUGCUGUUUGACAAAGUGUGUGAGCACCUCAACCUCCUGGAGAAGGACUACUUUGGGCUGACCUACAGAGACACAGAAAACCAAAAGAAUUGGUUGGACCCUGCCAAGGAAAUCAAGAAGCAGAUCCGAAGUGGUGCCUGGCAGUUUGCAUUCAAUGUGAAGUUCUACCCUCCAGACCCUGCCCAGCUCUCAGAAGAUAUCACCAGGUACUACCUCUGCUUGCAGCUGAGGGAUGACAUCGUGUCGGGGAGGCUGCCCUGCUCCUUUGUCACCCUGGCCCUGCUGGGCUCCUACACGGUGCAGUCAGAGCUGGGGGACUACGACCCCGAGGAGUGCGGCGGCGACUACGUCAGCGAGUUCCGCUUCGCCCCCAACCACACCAAGGAGCUGGAGGAGAAGGUCAUCGAGCUGCACAAGAGCCACAGGGGAAUGACACCUGCAGAGGCUGAGAUGCAUUUCCUGGAGAAUGCCAAAAAACUCUCCAUGUAUGGAGUGGAUCUCCACCACGCCAAGGAUUCUGAAGGAGUGGAAAUCAUGCUGGGAGUUUGUGCGAGCGGUCUCUUGAUAUAUCGAGACAGGCUGAGAAUAAACAGAUUUGCCUGGCCAAAGGUUUUGAAAAUUUCCUACAAGAGGAACAAUUUCUACAUCAAAAUCCGACCAGGGGAGUUUGAGCAGUUUGAAAGCACUAUUGGGUUUAAGUUGCCAAAUCACCGAGCUGCAAAACGCUUGUGGAAGGUGUGUGUUGAGCACCACACGUUCUUCAGGCUGCUGCUGCCCGAGGCCCCCCCGAAGAAGUUCCUGACGCUGGGCUCCAAGUUCCGGUACAGCGGGCGGACGCAGGCGCAGACCAGGCGAGCCAGCGCCCUCAUCGACCGGCCCGCCCCCUACUUCGAGCGCUCCUCCAGCAAGCGCUACACCAUGUCCCGCAGCCUGGACGGGGCAUCAGUGAAUGAAAACCAUGAAAUGUACAUGAAGGAUUCUGUGUCUGCUGCAGAGGUUGGUACUGGCCAGUACGCCACAACAAAGGGCAUCUCUCAGACCAACUUGAUAACCACUGUGACCCCGGAGAAAAAGGCAGAAGAAGAGAAAGAUGAUGAAGAAGGCAAAAAGAAAAGAGCAGAAGAGGUCACCCCGGUCUCAGCAGUGCGCCACGACACCAAG